Molecule: messenger RNA, 567 nt
Organism: Ostertagia ostertagi
Lineage: Eukaryota; Metazoa; Nematoda; Chromadorea; Rhabditida; Trichostrongylidae
Source: the annotation of a GenBank genome assembly
GUCUCACGAUUACUCGUGGCCACCGAGACCAUCACACCACAUUCGUACCUCUCAGCUAUGGUGAUGCAGUGGGGUCAAUUCGUAGAUCAUGAUCUCACUCACACGGCUACGGCUUUGUCCAGACAGAGCUACGCGUCCGGAGCUGUUUGUAAUAGAACGUGUGAGAAUCUCGAUCCUUGCUUCAAUAUACCGUUGUCUGCAAAUGAUCCGAAACUGCACACUGGAGUCAUCAAGAAGUAUCCGUGCAUUGAAUUCGAGCGCAGUGGUGCGGUUUGCGGUAGUGGAGAGACGUCGCUAAUCUUCCAACGUGUCACAUACAGAGACCAAAUGAACAUUAUCACUUCUUAUUUGGACGCCUCAAUGGUGUACGGCAGUACAGAAGUGCAGGCACUCGAACUUCGUGAUCUGUUCGGUGAUCACGGACUGUUACGAUUCGACAUCGUGUCAACAGGACAAAAACCCUACUUACCAUUCGAGAGGGACUCCGAUAUGGAUUGUCGACGGAACUUUUCGCAAGAAAAUCCGAUACGGUGCUUCCUCGCCGGCGACCUUCGUGCCAAUGAACAG